AUGGGCAUCCGUGGUGGCCGGCGGCCCGCCGCGCGUGAUAUCCAGUGGGGGCUCGAGAAAGGCUGUUUCAAUUCGACUGAUCUGGUCAAGGCAUACUUCGCGCGAAUUUUCGAGGUCAAUGGGCGCCUUCGCGCUGUGACAGAGGACAACCCAGACGCUCUCAGCAUCGCAGCAUCUCUCGACAAAGAGAGACUGACAAAGGGGCCUAGAGGCCCCUUGCACGGCGUUCCUAUUCUACUCAAGAACAACAUUGCCACCAAAGACAAGAUGAACAACACAGCCGGGUCGUAUGCCUUACUAGGAGCGACGGUCCCUCGCGACUCAACAAUUGCCAGGAAGCUCCGAGAUGCCGGCGCAAUAAUCCUCGGCAAGUCGAACAUGAGUCAGUGGUCCAACUGGCGCUCCCGCAACUUCUCCAACGGAUGGUCCUCCCACGGGGGGCAAACUUUGGGCGCGUACUACCAAAACCAAGAUCCAGAGGGAAGCUCAAGCGGCAGCGCAGUGGCCGUGAGCGUAGGCUUGGCCGCAGCCGCCAUUGGCACCGAGACCCUUGGCUCGGUCCUAGCUCCGGCAAAUAGAAACGGCAUCGUAGGUAUCAAGACGACGCUGGGGCUUACCUCGAGAGAUCUCAUCAUCCCCAUCUCGGAGCACAUGGACACGGUUGGGCCGAUGGCACGGACCGUAGAAGACGCGGCACAGGUCCUUCAAGCCAUCGUGGGCGAGGACCCACAUGACAGGUUCACUUCAACAACAAUGCCCACGAUCCCAAAGUACACAGACGCUUGUCGGCUGCGGAAUCUUGCCGAUAUGCGAAUUGGUAUCCCAUGGGACCUCAUCAAAGGUUUGGAGGAAGACUUUGUCUCCAGCGAGCUACAAGCUUUCUUCAAAAUGCUGGCCAUCUUGGAAGAAGCUGGAGCUCAGAUAGUGGACACGACUAUCCCAAAGGCGACGGAGAUUAUGCAGGCGCAAAUUUUGGUGCCGUUUGCUGACUUCGCAGCCAAUCUUGCCUCCUACCUCUCCCAGCUGACCACCAACCCAAACAAUAUUACCACACUUCCCCAGUUGCGCGAGUGGACGCACUCCCAACCUCUAGAGGAAUAUCCAGGCCGUGACAUUUAUUACUGGGACGCAGCUCUGCAGCUGCACGCAGAUAAGUGCGGUAGCAAUACCCACUGCUAUGCGAGCAACAAGGCUAGGUACGGCCAUCUUGUCGUCGUCGGAGGCCACUUUGCGCCCCUGGAGGCAGACAAGCUCACGGCUCUGGCCCUGCCAACGUCCAUUGCGCCUUUUUGGACCGGCGUGACGGGGGCGGCCUCGAUAACGUUGCCCAUGGGCUACUACCCAGAGGAUGCGCCGGUGCAACUGUCUCGUCGAGGCGACCUGGUGAACACUGCGCCUGGGAUACCGAUGGGCAUCAGCUUCCUGGGGCGGAAGUGGUCGGAGUAUGAGCUCAUAGAGCUGGCCUACAAUUUGGAAGCACGCUCGAGAGGCCUGCCGAGCCCGAUAGUUGACCACUAG
Purpureocillium lilacinum is the source of this 1518-nucleotide messenger RNA. Lineage: Eukaryota; Fungi; Ascomycota; Sordariomycetes; Hypocreales; Ophiocordycipitaceae. The record is from RefSeq and is a predicted model, not a curated record.